Messenger RNA from Fomitopsis serialis, 1265 nucleotides. RefSeq names its product velvet factor. Lineage: Eukaryota; Fungi; Basidiomycota; Agaricomycetes; Polyporales; Fomitopsidaceae. The coding region runs from base 81 to 1166 and encodes 361 amino acids. The record is from RefSeq and is a predicted model, not a curated record. The transcript is spliced from 6 exons.
UGGUCAUAACCUCGCACAGGCUCGACAGUCUCAGGCGGAGACUAGUAUUGUCGCAUCGUAGCGCCGGGCCUUGUCCAUCGAUGCCUCCAAGCAAUCUCGUAGUACAGCCCCAGAGUCCCCUCCCGAUAGGCAGGUCUGUCCAUUUCGUCUCAGGGCCGUUCGCAAAUAGAACGGUCCGUGCCGAACUAGACGAGUUGCAGAAGGCAGAUCUGGGCCGCAAGUGUGGCAACAGAGAUAGAAGGCCAUUGGACCCUCCACCUGUCGUGCGUCUCAGGCUGUUCGAGACAUUCAACGAAGGUACGCCCCAAGAGUCAGAACGUGAGGUCUCUGAUGUGAACGAAGCAGUCGCAUAUGGAUUUAUAUGCUACGUCGACCUCUUCCAGUGGCCGCCUCCUCCAUGCCCGAAUGACGCAGAACCACAGCGAGAGCCAUCGCCCCCGAAAACCAUUCCGCGUCCCACAGGUCCCCGCUCAGAAGCGUUGCCGUCUCUGGCUUCGAUUAUGACACAGUUAGUUCCUAGUUCCAGUGCGAGAGCCGACCCACAUGGCAUGGCGUAUCCAUCUAGCUCCGGCGCAGGUCCUUCUCGUCUUCCUCUGCGACCUGGGCCUCCCGCUCAUACGCCAGAAAGGCCCCUUCCGGGCACCCUCCGCGUCAGCGAUCUGCCGUUGACCUUGCCCAGUUUCUAUUACGCUCCUGCAAAUGCUGCGGGGCCUGAAAUGGAACAACAUCCAUCGGGCCAGAGAGAUCACAGCCCGGAAAGCGCUGCUGUCGUUGACGGUGUGCCCGUCCCGGAGUAUUCGAGUCGUACGCACGCGUUUGUGGGUGCCACUUUCGUGUCAGCGUCUUGUUUCCACCAUGAAGGCAGGCCAACACUUUUGUUCGUAUUCCCGGAUCUCGCCUGCAACAUGGACGGAACGUUCUUGCUCCGGUACCGAGCACUGAACCUUUUCGGCUCUGCACUCGAGACACAUACACUACCCGUCUUCGCUGAGUGCUGGGGCGGUCCUGUCAUCGUCUACCCCACCAAGGACUUCCCAGGACUAGCGGAGUCAACAGAGCUGACAAAGUACCUCUCUCGCUUUGGUGUCCCCGUGAACAUACGACAAGGUGAGCGCAAGAAGAGGAACAGAGGCGAGAAGGAGAAGAUUGAAGUUCGCGGGUCCUGAAAUUUGUCGUCCACUGAGCUUGACACAAUGGGGCAAUACCCACCUGAUACCGGGACGGCGGCUGCGCUAACGACCGGCGCGUUUUCAUCCAUUGUGGGC